AAACACGUUUGAUGACAGGUCAGCCCUACCUUUCUGGCAUUCUGUGUAAAUUAACAAAGUAGUAGGUACAUAAUUCUGUAGUUGCAAACAUUUGUAAACAAGUAAUUUCUUAUUGAUUUAUGUGAUCUGUAAUUCACUGUUGUAACGAAAACAUUAAUAUCCAUCAUCCUCGCGUCUGUGGACAAAACUCUUAUCAUCUGCUGAAGAAAACCCACGAAGAAGGUGGCACCUGUUCCUUCUGGUUCAGGAAGCUUUACCCCACGGGCUUUAUGUUCUCUUUGUUAUUAUUGCACUUGAUGGAUCAGGAUGGCUCGUGGACAACAAAAGAUCCAGUCCCAGGCCAAGGCUGCUGAGAAGCAGUCAAAAUUGAAGAAGCAACAGGGUCACAGCGCAACAGACCAGAAGAAAGCUGCACAAAAAGCACUAGUCCAUGUUUGUGCAGUCUGCAAGGCGCAAAUGCCAGACCCAAAGACUUACAAGCAGCAUUUUGAAAACAAACAUCCGAAGAAUGAUCUGCCUGAAGACUUAAAAGCUAUCUAACAUUAUGUUCUUUUUUAUUUAGUCUUAUUAUACUCUUAUUUAAAUCUUAGUUCAGGAAAUCCACAUUAUAAACUGAGACAAUAACACCACAUUACUGCACAAAAGCUAGGGCUGGACGCAACUGUUAGCUUUUAUGGGAAAUCGUAUCACGACUGAAGAGUAGGUGUAACCCACACCUGCUCAUCACCGUUGUAAAGAAUAGAUGAAUGAUGUUAGUUUAUAAGGUGGAUUACUGACAAAAAAAAACUGUAAUAAAAAUAAAGCAAUUGCGUAA
Molecule: messenger RNA, 814 nt
Organism: Amyelois transitella
Lineage: Eukaryota; Metazoa; Arthropoda; Insecta; Lepidoptera; Pyralidae
Product: zinc finger protein 706-like
Exons: 3
Coding region: 307-540 (77 amino acids)
Source: RefSeq, a predicted model, not a curated record